This is a messenger RNA of Cotesia glomerata, 1381 nucleotides long. RefSeq lists its product as uncharacterized. The record is from RefSeq and is a predicted model, not a curated record. The coding region runs from base 184 to 1026 and encodes 280 amino acids. Lineage: Eukaryota; Metazoa; Arthropoda; Insecta; Hymenoptera; Braconidae. The transcript has 5 exons.
AAAGAUAAGCAUCUUUAGUUUUCAAUUCAUGGUUAAUAAUAAUUAAGGAUGUUGUAUAAUUUAUCAUGCUACAAUUAUUCAAUCAUUUUUAUUAUAUUGAUCCUAUAAUUUUAUUUCAGAUCCACGAAAGCGAUAUCAAAUACACUACAAAUGAAACUUGACACUUUCCGGGCGCCAAUUUGAAUGCCAUUGAUAAUUAUCAGUGGAUUUAAAUUUAAUAAUUUAAAAAUGGCUGAAAGUCAUUGCGAGUCGCGAAGCGACGAGAUAAAUCCUGUCGCAACAGUGCAAGGACAUCCAUCAUGCAAUUCCAUUCGACAGAUUGGUUAUGUACCGUGUACUCCACCGCCGUCGUACCAUAAUAUUAAUUUACCUCCAGGACAUCCGGCGAAUUUAAUCAGCGACCGCGGAGCUCCACCGUCUUAUGAAGAAGUCAUAGAUCGCAAUGCUCCACCACCUUCAUAUGAUUCAUUAUUCGGACGUAUGAGAGAAGCUCACAAAACAUCAAAAGGCGUGUUUGAUUUUUUACUAAACAUAGUAGUUCUCCUUUUAGGAACAAUUGGCUGUACAAUAAUAAUUGGCGUGACAAUAGUAGUACCAGUUUGUAUGAUGAUAAUCGGAGCAGUAUAUCUGUACGACUGUCCACAAGGCGAGUACAUUCCAGUGUACUUACUAGUCGGCGGGGGCUUCGGUGUAUUUAAGCAGCUAUUAUAUCUAUCAGCACGUGUUCGUCAGCGGCCAGAGGACAGGGACGAGGAGAGAAUACGCCAAUCACCGACCUUAACGCUAAUUAAUUGCUUUACACUCGGAUGGUUUAUUAUCGGGUCAAUGUGGGUUUACAAGGAAUACGAACCAAACUAUGAUCCAUCACUGGGCAAAUACUGCAAUAAAACCCUAUAUUUAUUCGCAUUCUGGCUAAUAACCCUAGUGUACAUAUUCUUGGGAGUAAUAACCGCUGGGUUAUGUUGCAUUUCAAUUGCAACAAUUAUUUUCCAAAGACGACCACCAGAUCGUCUAGUCGCCAUGUGAAAUACCGUUAUUCCUAUUUCGUUGAUAAGAGUUAAUUAACGCACAAUUUAAUAAUUGACAAUUAAUUAAUUAAUUAAUUAAUUAAUUAAUUAAUUAAUUAAUUAAUUAACGUGCCAUCGGUUUUAUUUAAAUCACUAAAUAAACUAAAAUAUCGUUUAAAAUUACGACAUGAUAAUUCAUGGACGGGCUGUGGAUAUUUUUGUUAUUUUUUAAUCGGAUAUUCUUGUGCCAACUCGCGAUAUUUAUUGUAUUAAUUACAUCGACGCAAUUAAUAUUACUGUAUUUUUAGUUUAAAUACUCAUUAGUUUUUUUUAAAUCAACGUAGAAGACUGUAAGAAACAUUUAUUAUUUUCCG